AUGCCAUUUGAGAAUGCAACAUGUGAAUUUUCUGGAAAUACAUAUGUAACUUUAAGCUGGACUAUUCCAAUUAUCAAAGAAAGGAUUUUUGAUUUAGCUGAUAAAGCACUAUCAAAUGCUGAAGAGUUUUCAAAUGAGAAUACUGUAUUUGAAAUAGAAAUGGAAAUACCUUUGAUGAUAAUAAA
Funneliformis geosporum is the source of this 185-nucleotide messenger RNA. The record is from the annotation of a GenBank genome assembly. Lineage: Eukaryota; Fungi; Glomeromycota; Glomeromycetes; Glomerales; Glomeraceae.